Messenger RNA from Polyodon spathula (Mississippi paddlefish), 2129 nucleotides. Its product is annotated as protein phosphatase 1B-like. The transcript is spliced from 5 exons. The record is from RefSeq and is a predicted model, not a curated record. Gene Ontology annotation, biological process: positive regulation of canonical NF-kappaB signal transduction; protein dephosphorylation; negative regulation of canonical NF-kappaB signal transduction. Bases 1 to 1299 code for a protein of 432 amino acids. Gene Ontology annotation, cellular component: cytosol; nucleus. Lineage: Eukaryota; Metazoa; Chordata; Actinopteri; Acipenseriformes; Polyodontidae. Gene Ontology annotation, molecular function: manganese ion binding; protein serine/threonine phosphatase activity; magnesium ion binding.
AUGAAGUGCAGGGGGCCAGACAGCUCACAGUGGGAGAGCAAGAUGCCCCAGAUGACCUCCUUUGUGAGGCUGCUGGCCCGGGAGACAGAGAAGAUGGUGUCCUUCUUCUUCAAGGGAGGACCCGAGGAGGAGGAGGAGGAGGAAGGGCUGGACCGCGACUACUUGGACCGGCCCGUGCUGGACAAGGAGACUGGAGAGGGGGGCGCAUGGGGGGGGCUGCGCUACGCUCUGGCCAGCAUGCAAGGCUGGCGGGCUCAGAUGGAGGAUGCCCACUCGUGCGUGGCUGAGCUGCCAGGAGAGCUGUCCGACUGGUGCUUCUUCGCCAUUUAUGAUGGGCAUGCUGGAUCCAAAGUGGCCCAGUACUGCUCCCACCACUUACUGGAGCACAUCUUAAAAACCGGAAGAGUGAAGCAAGGGGGGGACCCGGAAACUGUGAAGGACAGUAUCCGGGAUGGCUUUCUGACCAUCGACAGCUAUAUGCAUCGCUUGACGAGGUACCAGGGCUGGGACAACAGUGGUUCGACUGCCGUGGCCAUCAUACUUUCCCCUGAGCAUGUUUAUUUCAUCAACUGCGGUGAUUCCAGGGCGGUUCUUUGCCGCGACGGAGAGGUGUGUUUCUACACCAAAGAUCACAAGCCGUUUAACCCUCAGGAGAGAGAGAGGAUUCAGAAUGCAGGCGGGACGGUGACCCUGCAAAGGGUGAACGGCUCGCUGGCUGUGUCCCGGGCGCUGGGCGAUUUUGAUUUCAAGGAGGUGGAGCUGAGGCUCCCCACCGAGCAGCUGGUUUCUCCCGAGCCGGAGGUGUAUGAAAUGGCACGCUCCCCUGGGGAUGAGUUUUUGGUGCUGGCCUGCGAUGGAGUCUGGGACAUCAUCAGUAAUGAAGGUCUGUGUGCCUUCACGAGGAACCGGCUCCAGGUUUGCAGUGAUCUGAAGGAAGUGUGCGCGCAGAUCAUUGACACAUGUCUGUACAAGGGUAGUCACGACAACAUGAGCAUCAUCCUGAUCUGCUUCCCUGGCGCCCCCCAGGUGUCACAAGAGGCACUGCAGCGUGAGGCUGAGCUGGAGGAAGUGCUGGAAAGCAGAGUGGCAGAAAUCUUCGAGGAGUGGCAGGAGGAAGGCGUGCCUGACCUGAUCUAUGUGAUGAAAUACCUGCAAUCGGAGAUAAUCCCAGGACUGCCACCAGGGGGCGGGCUAGCCAGCAAGAGGGACACUGUUAUUUCUGCGUAUCACAAGCUGAGAGCAGAGAAGGGAGUACUCGGAGAGACCACGAAUAUAAACAUUUCAGACGGUUCCAGCUAACAGCCUGUUUCUGUCUCAUGGAAACAGAAUGGCAGCAUAUAAUGUCUCCAUGGAAACACCUCCCUCAACUUCCAGCCCAGUCUGAAAAGCCAGCCAAUCAUAAGCUAGCACAGACUACAAGAUGCCAAAUCCAAAAUGGCUACUGCAGUGCUAUCUUCAACCAGCUUGAUAUUAAAAUUCAAUGUUUCUUCCCCCUUAAAUGUGUAUGAUGUAUGUAAUCUUUGAGUGGUUCUUAUGGCAAUUAUUAAAAUACUGUGCUUUGAUUUUUUUUUUUUUUAGAUAUGUCUACUGUCUGUUAAGUAAAUGUAAUCCAAGAUCAGAGCUAAUCAUUAGAUUAGAGUUUUUGUCAUCAAAAACAUCCAAACCAUGACCAGUCCAGGACAAUGUUGUGUGUCCAUCCUGUUUCAUCACACAUUGCUGCAACCUUUAUUUAAGCAAUACAGGGGAAUAGUGAGGUUUUUGGUCUCACUGGAAAACACUAUAACAGGGCUGGCCAACCCUGGUUCUGGAGAGCCACAGGGUCUUCUGGUUUUUGUUUCACCCGAGAUCUCAAUUACUUAAUUGAACCAAUUAUAUUGUUAAUUGGUCAACACUAACUUUUUGUCCAGGACUUUAGUUGCUGAGGAUUUAGAGAGACCCAGAAAACCUGCGAGACUGUGGCUCUCCAGGACCAGGGUUGUCCACCCCUGCACUAUAAAAUGGGCUUCACUUGUUUACCUGUGAAUGCUUGUUUUAGGUUGCUGUCAAGCUGUCAUGUUGCAAAGCGUUACCUAAGAUAUCAGACAAUUAGAGGCAUCUGAAAUUCACCAUCUUCUUCUCUGUUUGCUACU